Molecule: messenger RNA, 3539 nt
Organism: Lycium ferocissimum
Lineage: Eukaryota; Viridiplantae; Streptophyta; Magnoliopsida; Solanales; Solanaceae
Product: protein-tyrosine-phosphatase MKP1-like
Exons: 3
Coding region: 497-3037 (846 amino acids)
Biological process (GO): protein dephosphorylation
Molecular function (GO): protein tyrosine/serine/threonine phosphatase activity
Source: RefSeq, a predicted model, not a curated record
AAUUUCUGCCCCCCCAUAAUAGCCGUUGUUUUAGGACGUUUACCAAGUCUUCUUUGUGUUUGAUUUACUCUUAUUUUGUCUUCCUUAAACGUCUAGAAAAAAUAGAGAAGAAGUGUUCAAGGUUUUUAGGUGUGGAAAAUGUCAUAAAGUUUGAAUCUUUGAAUGGUAGUUGGUUUGUUUGUUUCAACUUUGUAUAGCCACAAAAGGGAAAUUAUAUGUUUUCUUUCAAGGAUCCUCAUGUGGGGUUUUUAAAAUUUUAGAUAAAAAUUUAAUCUUUUUUCACCUCAAAGUUCACUUUUGAUGCUUUUUUUGAGUAGCCACAAAAAAAUGGCAUUUUAUGCUUCUUGUUACUUUUCCUAGAAUGAUCCUCAUGUAUAGGUCAUUUGGGUUGUCACUGGAUUUCUUGAAUUUCUGUGUAGACUUGGUUGGUAUCCAAAAUUGAGCCUUUCUUGAACACACCCUAUAUGGCUGUGAUUGGUUACUUUGAAGUUUAGAGAUGUUGGAGGUAGAUGAGAAGGAUAGGGUACCUGGUGGGAAUCGGAAAACGUAUGCGCGGUCUAUUUCCUGGUCUGAUAGGUCCCCUACCAAGUCCAGUGCGGUGAAACCACAAUGGAACAGCAAAGCACGGGCUUGUUUGCCGCCCCUUCAGCCUCUUUCCAUUACUAGACCAAGUGCUGAGGAGUGGCCUUGUGCUGGUUCAGAUGAUCUUGGUGUAUGGCCGAAUAAUCCCUCUACUCCAGGUGUAAGGCUUGGAUCAGUCAGCACCCGUGAAGGUUCAGAUACUAAGAAGCCUCCGCGAGAAUUUGAAUUCAAGAAAGAUAAGCUUGCUUUCUUCAAUAAGGAAUGCUCUAAGAUUGUGGAUCACAUUUAUUUAGGAAGUGACACCGUGGCAAAGAAUCGAGACAUUCUCCGUGAGAAUGGUAUCACUCAUGUCUUAAACUGUGUUGGAUUUAGCUGUCCGGAAUACUUUAAGGAUGAUCUUGUAUACAAGACACUUUGGCUGCAGGAUAGCCCCACUGAGGAUAUCACGAGUAUUCUUUAUGAUGUCUUUGAUUAUUUUGAAGAUGUUCGUGAACGAGGUGGGAGAGUCUUUGUACACUGUUUCCAGGGGGUGUCCCGAUCAACUUCCUUGGUUAUUGCAUAUCUUAUGUGGAAAGAGGGGCUGAGCUUUGAAGAUGCAUUCCAGCAUGUAAAAGCUGCUAGAGGGGUGACAAAUCCGAAUAUGGGUUUUGCUUGCCAGCUAUUGCAGUGCCAGAAACGAGUGCAUGCUUUACCUGUAAGUCCGACUUCUGUGCUAAGGAUGUACAGGAUGGCACCUCACUCCCCAUAUGAUCCCCUUCAUUUGGUGCCAAAAAUGCUGAGUGAGGCAGGAGCUCAAGGACUUGAUUCUCGUGGAGCCUUCCUUGUUCUUACUCCUUCUGCCAUAUAUGUGUGGGUCGGAAAGCACUGUGUCUCUGUCAUGUCAGAUAACGCCAGGGCUGCAGCCUUUCAGGUAAUCCGCUAUGAAAAGGCUCAAGGUCCUGUUUUAAUUAUCAAUGAAGGCAAAGAGCCUUCUGAAUUUUGGGGUGCUAUUAGCCAUGAAAGCUUCUUUUCUGGUGGUUGUGGCAAAGAAAAUACCAAGGUGGAACCCAGUUUCGUAGCUGGAAAUGAUAUGGUUACUGAUAACAUCAGCAAGUAUAUUGGUCAAAAGAAUGAAUAUGAUCUUGAUUUUGAAAUUUUCUGCAAAGCACUUGCCGGUGGGGUUGUUCCACCUUUUCCAUUGCCAGGUACUGAAUCUGAGACAUGUCUUCCUGCAAGAGCGAAUGGAUGGAGUAGAUUGAGAUGGAAGUUUUCCAGUGGAAUAAUGAAAGAAUUUAUCACUGCUUCCAAGUUAUAUAGUCAUCCUGACCAAACGAGUCCUGUACUCGAUAAGAUGGAGACAAGUAAAGAACUCUCUCCUGCUUUGCCUUCAUCACCUUCAAGUCCUCAGUGUGGAUCACCAGAUUCCUUCUCUUCUUAUGCAACCAGCAGUCCAAGUUGGACAAAGGAUCCUUCUUCAGAGCCUGUGCUAUCGCCAUCACCUUCAUUUGGCUCACUUGAUUCUCUCUCUUGUUUUCUUGUUAGUAAACCAAAGUCUAAUACCACAUCCCCCUCACUCUCACCGUCUACCUCAGAUUACUCCAGUUCUUUCACCUUUUCUCCCUCAUCUUCUAAUUGGUCUGACUUGGCAUACCUAUCUGCACAGCCUUCACCUACAAAGUUUGAGUAUGAAGAUCCUAACUUUGUGAAGAAUGAUUUCUUCAAAGCAACACCCGUUACAGCAGAGGAAGCAUUUCCAACCAGUCGUGCUCUUAGACGGACAAACAGUUGUUUAGAGUACAAAGAAGCUUCCCUUUCGCUAGCAGAACGCAGAGGCAGUCAUCCUCCACCUAGGAUGAUGUUACGUUCCAAUGAUGAUUCCAUCUCGGUGAAGUUGGUAAGAACAUCGUCAUUUUCUCUUACUAACUUUGGAGACAAUACGGUGAAGUGUGUUGAGUCUGACAACCUUAAUGAUGGAGAUUUUGCUGAUACUAGUAAAGAGGAGCUAAUGUUAGAUGCUGGGAGUUCCAUUACUGACAAUCAAGAUGUAUCUGGCAGUUUCAAUGACCAUCCUAUUGACUUUCCCAUCAGAGUUGCAGAAACAACUGAUAUAGGUCUUUAUCAAUGGCCUUCUAUGCAUAGAUUAGGCUUGGCUUCUGGGGUUCUCGAUUCAAGGUCUGUCUAUAUUAUAGUCACUCCUGACUUGAGUUUAUAUGAAAAUAGUUCCAAUAGUUUGUACAUCUGGAUUGGCCGUGACGUGCAAUGGAAGGGAAGUACAAAUCAAGUGAUCAACAAUGAUUCCAUGUGUGAAGAUGGUCAUGUCCAUUGGGAGAAAGUUGGACGCGGUUUUCUUGUUCAGAAGGGCUUAGCUACUAGCUCUCUAGUUCAGAUAGUGAGAGAAGGCGAGGAACCUGAGCAGCUUCUUAAGCAUCUGCCAUGUUUCUCAUUUGAGAAGGCAUUAGAUGUUGGGGUCAAGUAGGUCGGAUAAAAAAGUGGGGAUACCAAUCUUUGCUUCAAUCCUUCUGGCAAGGAUCUUGGUUAGUGAGCAUCCCAGGCAGUAAAAAGUUGAAGGUUUCUGCUAGUGUGAUGUGAUGAUGAUGAUACAAGGAGAGGAUUUAAUUUCUCUCAAGAAAAGCAGCAUGUACAGGGAACAAGUUGCUGUAUAGGAGUUAAAUAAGUAUAUAAACUCUUGUUGGAAAUAAGUAUACUGGUCCCUUUUCCCUGUUCAUACCAUCCAACUACACUUAGCACCAAAAGGUGUAGUAGCCCUGCAUUGGGACAUUUAGCAUUGUUACAUACCCAAAUUCUCUUAAAUGUUUUCAUCAUAAAUUGUUCAAUGUAGAGUGGGGCUUGUUUGGCUCUGCAGCUUCUUCAUUCAUUAUUGGAAUGAAAGUGCAUGGAUAACAAUGGUAUCAACUGUUUCUUCCUUGUGGAACUUUGAACAGACUUCAGCUUUUGGCAUGGGCGAUUUUUAGUACUUC